Fusarium subglutinans is the source of this 1698-nucleotide messenger RNA. RefSeq lists its product as uncharacterized. Lineage: Eukaryota; Fungi; Ascomycota; Sordariomycetes; Hypocreales; Nectriaceae. The record is from RefSeq and is a predicted model, not a curated record. Bases 1 to 1698 code for a protein of 565 amino acids. The transcript has 2 exons.
AUGUCGGCCAACGCACCGGAGUACCAGCACUUCGUCCCGCAGUUCAUCCUGAGGAACUUCGGCCAUCCUUUCAGCUGCCCUAAGGCCCGCACGAAAGGCUUGAAAUGUACGAAGCACCAUCACGAAAAAGGAAAAUACCCCGGCGACCCAGUUGUGAACUGCCUGGAACUUUUGCCCCAAGAUUACAAGAUUGAGGAGCUUCCUAUCCGACGAGUGUGCGGCCUGGAUGACAUGUACACCGACCAGUCACCUCAAGCAACGUUUCCUCGCGAACUGGAGAAAAAGUUCAGCAAGCUGGAGGGCCAGACGAGUGUCGUGAUUCGCAAGAUAAUUGGUGCUCACCAACGUGGAGAAGAAAAUGUCAAAAUUACUAGAACACAGCAAACAGUACUGCGCAAGUUUGUCUAUCUACUGAAUCAACGAGGCUCGGGCUUCUUCAAGACAUACAACUGCAACAGCAUCGAUGACUACAAAAAGAAUGACCGGGAUCUUCUGAAAGAGUUUAUGGACCGAAAUGGAAUUCAACGACCGUUGGAUGUUUGGUUACAGGGCUUGAGUUCUAUCAUUGACCUCGAUAUGGGCCUGGCAGCAAAUUGGCAACAAACCCUCAAGUCAACCGUCUAUUAUGGCCUAUUUUGCCAUUUCAGGGAACACAUCACUGAAUUCUGGAUGUCCUUCUGCACCCCUUCCAGCGAGGAUCAAGAGUUCAUUCUCUCUGACACAGGAAGUCAUGUCUACGAAGGACCAACUAUCGACUUUCAGGACAAGACAACAGGAGAGUUCCUACGCCAGGGACCCCGCUUUCACCUCUUUGCGCCCAUCUCCCCACAAUUGAUGAUCGUUCUGAGAAGUAAACAUCUACCAGAGCCCCACGAGGAUAAAAGUCCUGAGGUAAAGGCUGAGCGUCAGCUUUGGCGACAGAUUGAGAUCGACUCGAUCUAUGGCACAGAAACAAAAUCCAUAUUAGAAACCCUGCCCGUUCACAAGGCUAUCAACAGCUACUCCACCUUGGUGAAUGGAGUACUGAGAAAGCGGCCGGGUUGGGAUGGACAGCUUCGUCAGACUGAUACCUUCUCAUUCCCUUUCUUCGAAAUCUCCACGCACCAUGCACGCAUUAUGAACGGUCUUCUUUUGGACCACGCUUUUCAUGGUCGGACAAUCAUCUUCAACAAGAAGGCUACAUUCUUCGAUCUGUUAGAAUGGUUCUUGACGGAACCUUGUGAGGUUGGCAAAAGGCUGGGCGGAGAACACCACGCGGAGCAGAUGAGGUAUCUCUCGCAGUUGACGGCUUUGAUGCACGCCCAAGGGCGAAAUGUCUCACUUUGUAUCACAAAUAACCAUGUCAGCAACCAUCUUGACAUGGAAGGUUAUAAAACCCAGAACAAUGCUGCCGCACGGUGGCUUGAGGGCCUUGACAAGAAAGAUGCCAGUGAGGGAGCUGUCAAACAGAAACAACCACAAAGUCCUGAUGCCGAGAUCGAUGCGGUUCAAGAUACUUCAGCGGGUCUCCAAGAUCAGCCCAAGAAUGAGAAGAGCACUAUCGAGGGACAGCCAACUGACCAUGGUCUGACGUUGAAACACGAAGAGGAAUUGAGCCAAGCCGAACUCACAUCUCUCCAUGCUUCCGAAUUCUCAACACAGUUCCAGGGUCGUAAUUUUUCUCGCAGCGUUGACUUUUAUGAUUCCAUUUCUGGCUAA